Molecule: messenger RNA, 2593 nt
Organism: Lycium ferocissimum
Lineage: Eukaryota; Viridiplantae; Streptophyta; Magnoliopsida; Solanales; Solanaceae
Product: pentatricopeptide repeat-containing protein At4g21065-like
Exons: 1
Coding region: 24-1919 (631 amino acids)
Biological process (GO): RNA modification
Molecular function (GO): protein binding; zinc ion binding; RNA binding
Source: RefSeq, a predicted model, not a curated record
CCCGUCAUGAAUACACAUACUAAAUGCAAAUUGCAAAGAAGUGCUUUCCGAGUAUUAUAUCAAUUUUGAACAAUAAUAGUCAUAGAUUAGCAUUUCUCGCCAUUAAUGGCAUCAACCAAAUGCAUCAUUUACCCUCAAAAGCAAAGCUUUUUUGUACACUUCACAGCAAGAAACGAGAAGCAGAGCAAAACUGCUUAUCACUUCUCCAAAUCUGCAAUUCUCUUCCAAAACUCCUUCAAAUCCAAACCCAUAUCUUCAAAUUAGGCUUACAAAGUAACCCACUUGUACUUACAAAAUUCACAUCCAUUUCUUCUGACCUUAAUGCCAUUACCUAUGCUUCAUCAUUCAUUUUUUCCCCAUAUGUUAAACCGCAUUUCUUUGAUACUUUUCUUUUUAAUACCUUUAUCAGAAGUUAUGCUGUAACUAGUGAUUUAAAGAAUGAAGCUUUGUGUUUGUAUGGUAAAAUGUUAAGUUAUGGUAUUUGGCCUAAUAAAUUUACAUACCCUUUUGUUCUUAAGGCUUGUGCUGGUAUUGGUGAAUUGAAAUUAGGUGAAACUGUUCAUGGUUCAGUGUUGAAACUUGGGUUUUAUGAUGAUUCUCAUGUUUUGAAUACUGUGGUUCAUAUGUAUUGUUGUUGUGAUGGUGGGAUUGAGUAUGCACGGAAGGUGUUUGAUGAAAUGCCGCACUGGGAUUCGGUCGGGUGGAGUGCGAUGAUUGGCGGUUAUGUGAGAUGGGGUUUGUCUAGCGAGGCUGUAGAGUUGUUCAGGGAAAUGCAGGUUGUUGGGGUAGCACCUGAUGAAGUUACGAUGGUUUGUUUGUUGUCUGCGUGUAUAGAUUUGGGUGCGCUCGAGCUAGGGAAGUGGCUCGAGGCAUAUAUCGAGAGGGAGAAUGUUAGAAAGAGUGGUGUUCUUUGGAAUGCUUUGAUUGACAUGUUUGCAAAAUGUGGUGAUGUUGAUAAGGCUUUGAGUUUGUUUAGGAGCAUGCGCGAAAAGAAUAUUGUUUCUUGGACUUCGGUUAUUGAUGGUAUGGCAAUGCAUGGCCGGGGGAAUGAAGCUGUUUCGUUAUUUGAGGAGAUGAAGAAAGAUGGGAUUGUACCUGAUGAUGUUUCCUUUAUUGGGUUACUUACUGCUUGUAGCCAUUCGGCUUUAGUUGAGCAAGGUAAGCAAUACUUUUAUUCGAUGAGAAAGGAAUUUGGGAUUUUGCCUAAGAUAGAACAUUAUGGAUGCAUGGUUGAUCUGUUAUGCAGAGCUGGACUUGUGCAAGAAGCAUUGGAUUUUGUUAAGAGAAUGCCCAUUAAGCCAAAUCCAGUAAUUUGGAGAACACUUAUUACUGCUUGUCGUGCUCAUGGUGAGUUGAAGCUUGGUGAAAAAAUAACAAAAGAGCUGAUAAAACAUGAACCUAUGCAUGACUCAAAUUACGUACUACUUUCUAACAUUUAUGCGAAAAUGUUUUCUUGGGAGAAGAAGACCAUGAUUAGGGAAGUUAUGGCGAAGAAGGGAAUGAGAAAGGUUCCAGGAAGCACUAUGAUUGAGCUAUACAACGAAAUCUAUGAAUUUGUCUCAGGAGAUAAAAGUCAUAGCGAGUACAAAAUUAUUUAUCAGAUGGUGGAUGAUAUUGGAAAGGAGAUUAGAAGAGCUGGAUAUGUUGCUUCAACAUCGGAAGUGUUGCUUGAUAUUGAUGAAGAAGAUAAAGAGGGAGCUGUAAAUAGGCAUAGUGAAAAGCUUGCUAUUGCAUUUGCCCUUAUGAAGACACCUCCUGGAACUCCUAUUCGAAUUGUGAAAAACUUACGAGUCUGUGAAGAUUGCCACUCUGCAACUAAAUUCAUCUCUAAGACUUACAAGCGAGAAAUAUUGGUCAGGGACAGGAACCGAUUUCACCGCUUCAUAGAUGGGGUUUGCUCAUGUAAAGACUUCUGGUAGCUUAAUGUGCAUGACGUUGUAAUCAAUAUCAGUCAUGGCAAGCCAGGAGUUUCUUCGUCAUGCGCGUUGAUAGCUGAGCGGCUUAUCUGAUAUGCCUGAUCUUCUUACGUAAAUGAUGGAACUAGAAGUAUGAUGCUACAAACGAAGAUGUAUUUUGGGACGGUCUAAAUCCAGAGAACGUGUGGGACAUUAUUUUGGUUGUUGUAGGCUAUGCUUCACCUCUGAGUUUCUGGUUCAUCAUGCUCAGUAUGUAGAGGCAUUGCUUGGAUAAAAUAUGUAGGAUGUUGUUAAUCAUGGCAUGGUUGGCUUCCUUAAACAUCGUCAUGAAGGCAGUUAUACCCAAUUGAUUGUCUUUGACUUGUCGGGUGACAUCAAAUCCAACAAAGGUGAUCGAUGCAUGAGCCUUGUACAAUUGACAAACAAAAUUAGUGCUCAAAAUAGUUGGAAUAUGCAUAAUAAAUUCAUCUUAAUUUAGAAAGAUGCUUUGAGAAGGGGAACCUCAGCGUAACAGUAAGAGUUGCUAUUCUGUGAUCAGGAUGUCACGGAUUCACGGAUUCAAGCAAUGGACAUAACUUCUUGUAGAAAUAUAAGUUAAGGCUGCAUAGAAUAGACCCAAUGUGAUGGGAACUUGGUGCAUCCGACUGCCCCCUCAAGAAAGAGACUUUAUGCUGUGA